AUGGAACCGGCCGGGUUUAAGACCGUGUGUCUGCAGGCCUGUCUGUGUUGUUUGUGUCUGUUACUUGGUGCGGAAGGCAGAGCUACAUCCCCCAGACCUCACAUUAUUCUCAUUGUGGCAGAUGAUUUGGGUUACAAUGAUGUCAGCUUUCAUGGCUCUGACCAGAUUCCAACACCCAACAUUGAUUUCUUGGGUUACAACGGAAUCAUUCUCAACAACUACUAUGUCAGCCCUAUUUGCACACCUACUCGUAGUGCCUUAAUGACAGGGAGACAUCCAAUACAUACGGGCAUGCAGUCUGGUGUGAUAGUUGGAGACCAGCCAUAUGGACUUCCCCUCAAUGAAACCAUUAUGCCUCAGCACCUGAAUGCACUCGGCUAUCAGUCACACAUUGUUGGCAAGUGGCAUCUGGGAAUGCUUAAGUGGGAAUACACACCCCUGUACAGAGGGUUCAAAUCCCACCUAGGCUAUUAUCAAGGCUGCGAGGACUAUUAUACUCACACGUACGAGGCUAAUUUGGAUCAAUGGGGUUUGGAUUUCCGCCGUGACAAAGAAAUAACGUGGAACUAUACCAACCAGUAUUCAACUGAGAUAUUCAAAAAUGAGGCUGUGAGGAUAAUCAACGAGCAUAAUAAAUCAGAGCCCCUGUUCCUGUAUCUACCAUUCCAGUCGGUGCAUAGUGGCAAUGGUGACGGUAUCAACCUGCAGGCACCACAGAGUUACAUCGACAGGUUUUCCUACAUUGAGAACCGGAAAAGACGAACUUAUGCAGCCAUGCUGUCUGCCCUAGAUGAUGCUGUCGGCGUGGUCUAUGACACUCUGGUCAACAACAGCAUGUUGAAUAACUCCAUCAUCGUGUUCACCACCGACAACGGCGGCCCGGCCAAUGGGUUUGAUUUUAAUGCUGCAAACAAUUAUCCCCUUCGAGGAGUUAAAGCAACAAUUUGGGAAGGUGGAGUACGGGGUGUCGGCCUCAUCCACAGCCCACUUUUGUCGAAACAAGGCUACGUGUCUGAACAGAUGUUCCAUGUCACCGACUGGCUGCCAACUCUGUACACAGCUGCAGGCGGAAAUGCAUCUUCUCUGGCAAAUCUGGAUGGAUUCAAUUCUUGGGAUAUGCUGAAUUCUAAUGGCAGUGCAGUUCGUACGGAGAUGCUUCAUAACAUUGAUCCAAUAGCUAAUGAAUCAGCGAUUAGAGUCGGAGACUACAAGCUCAUCGUUGGUAAUUUACAGUACCCUGGCUGGGCAGGGUGGUUUCCGCCGUAUCAGCUGAGCGGAGAUGAACAUCUUUUACACUACCUAAACUUCACUGAUCAGCUUUAUGAACCUAAAGGUAGAAUUGCUAAAAGACAACUUCUCCAAGAACAGUACCGCAGCUAUUGGCCACCAGAAGUUGUCGCUCGCACUGAAGAGCUUUAUUCAUUUUCUGAACAAAGUGGAUUAUACACUAACAGAUAUUCUAGUAAAGAAAAUGAGAGAAAAGUAAAAAAUAAUCAUCUAUCAUCAUUUAAAUCUGAGAGAAUUUUGACAUUUGAGACAGAGAAAAAUAUGCAGUCUAAGAGUGGCAGAAUCAGUGAAAGCCCAGUGAUUGUUCAGUGUGGUCCGAAACCAGCUAAUGCCAGUACAAAUUGUAACAGUACUGUGUCCCCAUGUUUGUAUCACAUUCCCAGUGACCCUUGCGAAUACAACAACAUAGCUCAACAGAAUCCAGAUGUGGUUACACGAAUAUUAAGUCGCCUCCAGUAUUAUACCAGCACGAUGGUUCCACCAGGUAAUCAACCGUUUGACGACAGAGGCAACCCUAAGUAUCAUCAAGGGGCUUGGAUGCCUUGGUUAUAG
This is a messenger RNA of Candidula unifasciata, 1839 nucleotides long. NCBI's taxonomy places the organism in Eukaryota, Metazoa, Mollusca, Gastropoda, Stylommatophora, Geomitridae. The record is from the annotation of a GenBank genome assembly.